AUGGCAACUCCAAAAUCACCCACACUAGGUCGUCCACUGUCUUUCCCUCAUCCACAUUCAGACAUACCGGAAUCGACGAAUGUCUUCUCUGAUCAACCGACAAAUCGACAAAGUGAUAAUGGUCAAUUCACAUCGGUACCUCUAAAUGAUGAGACUAGUUCACAUAUGAAUACCGAAUAUAACCAUUCAUCAGCCAACAUACUUGGUGGAACGGAUACGUCUCAAGCAGUCAAUAAUGAGGAAAAUGAGAUAUCCCCUUCCGCUCCUUCCGCAGUUACACCUGAGUACACCAACACACAAAAUAAUCCACCACCAAAGGCAAAGUAUCUACCUCAGGUAGAUACACACGGACUUCCAGAGAAGAAUAAUCCUCCAGCAGAGGCUUUCAAUGGGGAGAACGAAGCUUCUUCAUCUGAGACUAUACGUGAUGGAUCAUCAUCAUCGUCUCACCGGACAGAUCAGAGUGAUCUUCAUGAUCCAUCAGAAAAGAGAUUAGCCAAGGCUGGUGUACUGGCAGGAUCCGCUGCUGGAGCUGGAAAUGCUGCAAGACACGUUCUUGUCACAAGAGAUGGAACUUACGAAGAAGGUGGAAGAGAACCUAGAGGAUGGAAAAGAGUUGAGGUUCCUGAUAAAUGGGGAAUCGCUUCGAAAAACAUAAAGGAAGCCAGAUGGUCAGCUUUCAAAAAAGCUCUUGUGCUGUUUGGAUUCAUCACUUUAUGGUUAUGGGCCUGUCUUUCGAUUUUCUGGGGAUCGACAUAUCGACUAACAUCAUUUUUACCAUCUUUGACUGUUCACGUGAUACCGUUCGAUACUCCUUCUUCGACAUCAUAUCUGAAUCAACCGAUGAUACAACAAUUCGAAUAUGUGGCCAAUGAACCUUCCUCUGUCGUUCAUCUAGGAUAUCAAAUUAAGGAUCCCGCAAAUUAUCCAAAUGGUCUGGAUGAUGUGAGGAGAAGCGUUAUAGCACAAGAGUGUUGGGCAGCAAUAGUGAUCAACGCAAACGCUAGUUCAGCUUGGACGAAUGCACUAAAUAAUGGUGACGCAAGUUACGAUCCUUCAGGUGCUAUUGGAAUCUAUUAUUCAAGUGCCAGGUUCUAUCAAGUCGUUCUGCUCUACUUUGACGCAUUGAUAAGUCGAGAUAUCGCAAAUCCAUUGGCAACAGCUCGAUCACAAGCACUAAGUGCUUUUAUGAGUAGUUCAACAACCAAUACCGCUUUAUUGACCAAUGCAGCACGAGUUCCUCAAGCUAUUGGAGUAGGUUUUGGAUAUACUAUUUUCGAUGUUAGACCUAUACAGAAUUACGCUUGGGCAGGCGCUGCUCCAAUGGAAGCUAGUUUGAUCUACUUUAUCAUCUUCGCAUUCUACUUGUGUAUGUACGGUGGUAUAUCAAGAAUGAAGUCUGGAUUAGGUACAAGGUUGAGAAUGUCAUCCAUGUUAGGUAUUAGAUUAGGAUGGCCUCUCUUGGCGUAUUUCUUCAUCUCACUUUGGCAAACAUUGAUUGUCAGAGCUUGGCAAGUACCUUUGACCGAUCAUCUAGGUAGAGCCGGAUUCGUUACUUUAUGGGCAUUAAACUACGUUACAAUCAUAGCAAGUGGUUUAGCAAUGGAGACGAUGUUAGCGAUAAUAGGUAUCAGCUGGUUACCGUUCUUCUUGAUCUUAUGGAUUAUCUGUGCGUAUCCAUUAUCUAAGCGAAACCACGACAAUGCUCAUCAGUUGUCCUCCGUGUGCUCUCCAUCGACAGUGAACAUCACUUCGUCGUUUUAUCCAAUCGAAAUGAUGCCAAACUUUUACAGAUUCCUGAGAUGGAUGCCUUUCGUUCACAAUGUUGAAGGAUAUAAAAUCAUCGCAUUCGGAACCAACCUUCAACAUCGAUUAGGAUUACAUUUUGGGGUAAUCUUCGCUGUGAUCGGAGUAGAGUUGAUUUGUUUCCCCCUUGCACUGAUAUUCGAGAGAUGGUCAAUGGACCGGAGUAAAAUGAGAGAAAUCGAAUCGAAAAAGAAGGAAGAAAAGGAGAAGGGUCAUCGUGAACCAGAUGGAGAAGCGUAA
Molecule: messenger RNA, 2046 nt
Organism: Kwoniella shivajii
Lineage: Eukaryota; Fungi; Basidiomycota; Tremellomycetes; Tremellales; Cryptococcaceae
Exons: 8
Coding region: 1-2046 (681 amino acids)
Cellular component (GO): membrane
Source: RefSeq, a predicted model, not a curated record